Porites lobata is the source of this 9588-nucleotide messenger RNA. The record is from the annotation of a GenBank genome assembly. NCBI's taxonomy places the organism in Eukaryota, Metazoa, Cnidaria, Anthozoa, Scleractinia, Poritidae.
AACAAAAUGGCUUCCGUGCUGCAGCGUAGAUCAGUGUCGUGAAAAUAAUUGCAGAUAAAAACACUUGAUUCCAACAGAUGCCGAGCAAUACACCAGGAAAACGAUUAGAAGGAAGUGAUAACGAUAAUGAACAGAAAGAUUGUGAACUUCCUACAAAACCAGUCGUAGUAUUUGAAGGAAAUGAACAUGUUUCGGAGUCGGACGAGAACAGUGGAAAUGAAGCUGCCAGCCUUUAUAGCCGCGAAGUUACCAAGGAAAUUCGACGGAGAAGAAAUACUAUCGUGAACUCUUUUCGACUGGCUGAACUGGUUCCAACCACAAAUACUCCGCAUUCACAGUACCGGCGAAAAUCCAUUGUAAUUUUGACAACAGAAACAGUGAUAGACACAAAAGCUGAAGAACAGUAAGUCUGCAGGCCAAGAUAACUUAAUCAAAUAAACUUCUUCCACAUUAUACUGAUACCUCAGAAAUUUCUGCAGUUUUAUUGGCUGAGAUCAGCUAUACUUAACCUUGAUUUAACGUAUCCACUUGUAAAACUUAGGGACAUUUUCUCAGGUUUUUUUUAUUUAUUGCAGUUGUGGUACAUAUGAACAAAUAACAGCAUAUUAAAUAAAUACCACCAGUAGUAUUUAAAAUUGUGAGAAAUUGCGCCCAGCAAAGGGCUCUUGAAUCACAGCUCAAAACUAUUCUUAGAUAUCAUUUAUGGUAUUAAUGCAAAGUGUUGUGCUUACAAAUCAUCUUAGUGACAGCCCUACUUUAAUAAUCUACUUCCAAGCAGGUGAAGUUUUUAAGAUUACACGUGGCAAUAGAAUGUAAGCUUGCUGAUCCUUUUGAUACAAGUUGAUGCAGUCAAGGUUUAAAUAGCUUUACAUACUUGGCUUAAAGAACAAAGGAUACCGUAACUUGAGCUUUAAUUUGUGUAAAAAUCGCUCAGCUUAUAGCCCAAUAAAUAUGGCAUUCAUUGUAAAUGCUUUUCUUGUUUACGAGGAAACUAGACUUGAAGUGAUAGAAAUUGUUGUCCACUCUUGCUGCUUGAGUGUGUAUUACAAUUACAUGUAUCAAAACAACUUUGUAUAAGAAGUGACCAGUUUCCUAUUGUAGUAUUAAAUGCCCAAGAAACCUAGGCUGCUGUCUUAAAUAAAGCUUGGUCAUUUACCUAUGUACGAUUAGGUACCCUAUAGUAAAUAUGAGGCUUUGUGUAAAAUUUCUUUACUUACAGCUGUAUGAUCUGAUACAGGGUUUGCUAUCUUUUAUUUUCAGCUUUUUUGAGGGCUCAAGUCUAGCUGAAAGGAAUGAACACAAUCAAGCCAUAUCUUGUUUCAACAAGGCUAUUUCUCUCAAACCAGAAGUUGUUAAAAAUUAUAUUUCAAGAGGAGAAAGUUACUUGCAGAUCUGUGACUUUCAAUCAGCAAUUUUAAACUAUAAGAAAGCUUGUAUAUUAGACCCAGACAACGAUCAGACAUAUUCCAGAUUAGCAUUUCUGUACUUUCUUCAAGGACAAUGUUUAUUUGAUGAAAAGCUUUACGGAGAGGCUUUGGAAUCUUUUUCAAGAGCUGCGGAAAUGAAGCCAGAGGUUAUUGGCUAUCAUACCAGAAGGUAACAUGCCUAUGUUCCUGUUUUACUGGGCUCUCUGUGAUCUUAGAUUAGUGGUUGCUGUACAUUUGGCAGUGUAAUCUUUCUCUCCUGAAAUCAAUGAUAAUAAAUUGGUAUUAACUGUUUCACUUAAAUUAGUGGCAAAAGAUAAAAAGUCAAAAAAAAUUCAGACAAGUUUCUUGAUUUUGUAAAAUCCCUAGAAAUGAAUGGCACUGUGCAAAUGUUUUAUCAAAUAAGUGUCACUCAAAUGGUGACACCAUAGGAUUUAGUCAUCCUCCAGAAAGGCAGAGUAAGAGUGAUGAAUGAUCUUGUUAUAACCUGUUCUUACACUGAAACAAUUCAGUAACUCAAGUUCUAAUUUUUGAUUUUAUGGUGUGACCAUUUGAAUAGACCUCUUUGGCAUACUUUUACAAUCUAAAUAAUUAUUGCACAUUCUUACAUUUUAUCAGUUUUUAAGGGGAUAAUUUGAAAGGAAACUCUAGUGCUGCAUUGAUUGGGAGUGAAACACAAAAAAUUUACAAUCAGAAAAAGAUUGUCAGAGUGAUUCAGUCAUGCACUCAUAUAGUUUACUUUGAGAUGAUAGAAUCUACAGCCUCAGGUAGAUCAAGAACCAAUAACUAACAUGCAAUCAUGCAGAUUAACAUUCAUUUAAUGGUAAUUUUUAAUAUUUUAAGAGGGGUAAAAAUUGGAAGUCUUUUCUUUUCUAGCGUGGCUUGCUUAGCUGCUCUUCAGCGACAUGGAGAGUGUUUGGCGCUUGUGAAUAAAAGACUUGAGGAAGAAACUGAGAAUCCUGACCUGUUUAUUAUGAGAGCCAGACUUCAUGAGCUUUUCCGAAAUGUAAGUACAUUUAAGUUUUUUAAAUAAAACCUGUUCUGACAAUAGAUUUAAUCUAAAAGCAGUCCUUAAACUAUUUUCAGUUUGGUGAAGUUAAAGUCAAAAUAAUACAUAACAUAAUUAGUUAUGGGAAGUUGUAAACUUGUGGUAAUGUGCAUGCAAGUAAUGGUGCAUUAUUUAAUUUUUACCAAGCCUCAUAGCAUUAUUAGCAUUUCUUACUAGUCAUUUGCAUUCUUAUAGCUUUAAAAAUAACAUCAAACAAAGUGUUGUUUUUUAAUUUAUUGUCCAUCUUAACUGCAGAUUGUUUAAUUUAAAUGUAUAACACUGAUUGUUUGCAUGCUUGAUUAUGUAUUAUACUUUAUAUAUGUGACUGAUAUUUUUGUUUCCAUAGUCCACACUUUGUUACUAUGAUGUUAAAGAUGCGUUAGCACUUGCUCCAGAUAAUGCAGAAGCCAAGUCUCUGAUGGCCUCACUGGAGAAGAGAGCAAAGGAUAGCAGACAGCAGGUAGGACAGAAUUUUUUGCCUUCUUUAGUGCUGAGUUUGGGAAUUUCAAGUGAAAAAAUUAUAUGUCACUGAAAGAUGAUAAAUUUUUACCUGGCCAUUUCAGGGCUCAGCAAAUUACACAGUGUGCACUCUGGGGAAUAUUUGUCAGUAAUGAAAAUAAUUAUUAUUGGGCUGCCUGUGGCACCCAAUUAUAAAAUGGGCUUUCUCUGUCGAAAAAAGCCAGAAAAGCCAGAAAAAAAGUGUGAGUAUAAUCUAUACUUCUCAAAACAUUACAUGUAUAUUAAAACCACUGCGUUGCACAAUCGGCAGCCUAAUGAACCCCCUCUGUGGGGGUCUUGUUCAAAUAUUAAAAACAAGCACAGUGCAUUGUAAUUACAAUUACUGAACAAUAAUUUUUCUAUUGAACCAGGCCAUACAGCUGCAUUUGCUGGGGAAAGUUAACGAGGCUUUGUCUAAAAUCUCCAUUGCCAUAGAAACAAAUCCAUCAGUGGCGGAUUUUCAUGUCUUUCGGUAAGUGUUCAUAUCUAUACUAUAUAAAGCUUGCCAAAAGCACACUUGGAUUGGUAGGAAAGAUUUGAAAGAAAGGUGAAAACUUGAAAAAGUAAUGCAUAUCAUGGUUGCAUUUUAAUGUGUUUGAGUUCUGUCAGGUUUAGAGCAGGAUAUUUGCAGCAGCCAUGGUUUGAGACAAGGGAAAAUAGUGAAUUACCAGGUAGACAACAAUUUCUUAAUGAAUUUCAAACGUCUUUUGUUUUCAGCGGUGCUCUUCACAGAAGACAGGGUGAUUUUAAUGCUGCAAUAGAUGAUUAUCUUUUAGCCAUGGACAAGACAGACCACGAUGAAUUUAACACUACAUACAAAGAAGCUCAAAGACAGCUUUUACUAUGCUACAAUGACUUUGCUGUUGAGUGUUUUAGGUGAGAAAGUACUGGUGUUUAUCUUCACCCAUAGCCUUGCUGGAUGUUUGGAGGAAACCCGUAACAUGGGUUUGUGUAUGGUUAUGGUUAUCCUAAAACUCUUCUUUCAUUUUUGCUUUAUAGUAAAGGAUUUUAUGAUGAAGCUGUAGUACUGUUAAACAAAGCUAUCAAAGGGGAAAAGAAAGAAAAGGGACUCUACAUCAACAGAGGAGGUAAAUACACUACCAUGAUAAUAUCAUUACCAGUAUAUUAAUAUUGUGCAGUGGAACCCCAUUAAUAUGGUCACCAAUGAAAAAUUUUGGCCAUAUUAACGGAUGACUGUCUCAGCAAGGGUUUUUCCUUACAAGAAAAUGUCUGGCCGUUUUGCCAUGCAGCCAAAAAACAGUGGCUCUAAUAAUGAGGUGACCAUAUUACCAAGGUGGCCGUAAGGAGGGGUUCCACUGUAGUUGGAAGAGAAUUCUACAAUGGCUGACAUGCUUUCAAAUAUUUCUGCCUUCAGGUCACUAGUAGCUAGCUAACUAGUGAUACCCCCCUUGGGAAAACAAGGCUAGGCGUUGUAAUCGUUACAAGUACUGAAUUUGGCAACAGCAGGUUUAAAGCAGUCAUGUCUCAAGGCUAUUGCUGUUUUAGGUCAAUUCUGUGCUAAUUAAAGUCAUUAAUAAGUGUCAUUAUUUUGUGACCACAUAAAAUGCCAAAAUGCUACUUUAGCAUCAUAUAUCAAACAAAUUUCAUCAGGGAGGACUGACUGUGAUAAUCUUUUGGUCAUUUUUGCAGGCGUACAGUAGCAUCAAAACAUGAAAAAAUUGCCCCAUUCAUGUGAAUCCCAGCUAUCCGUAGCAACAGACAACAGGAAUCAGUUUCAAUCUCUCAUUAUAAUCUUAAAUAACAAAAUUGGACCAUUUUUUUGGAAUUCAAUUGAUACAAGAUAUGUUUUAUCUUUUUAAAAGGAAGCAUAUAACUUGAUUUAUUCCCCCGUAAGUUUGAAAAGUUGAUCCAGUUUUUUUUUCCAAAGUUUGAUCCAUCUCCCACUUACCUGGAUGGCAUGCAGGUACUUGCAGUGUAUAAGCAGUUUCCAGUAACCUUCAAGUCUUUUUAAUGACCAUCUUGAAGAGUUAAACAUGCACUUACAGUUCAGCUAGAGAAGUAGGAUAACCAAGUCUGGACCAUUAUUUUUAAAUCAACACCAAAAAAACACGAUGCACUCCCUUUAAGAACCUUCAUGGCUCACAUGUUUAUCAUAAUCACUUUUGAUUUUGCAGACUGCUUCUUUCGCCUGAACGAGCUUCACUUCUCCCUGUCAGACUAUCAACAGGCAUUAGAGAUGGACAGCAGUGAUUGGUCUGUCAGGUGCCGACUUUCCAUUGUGCAUAACGAGUUUGGAAUACUGGAGUAUUAUGAUAGGCACUACCUUGAAGCUAUAGAUCACCUUACAACAUCCAUCCAGUAUAAUCCACGGAUAGGUGCCUAUUACUUGUCACGUGCCAGGGCCAGAUACAUGAUAGAGGUAACGAUAAUGAAGGAUUUUUGAUUGAACACAUUUUUCGUUUUAUUUCUGAGACCUUUAUUCGCCACAUGAGGGGAUGAGGAGGCCUGACUAACCGCAAGGAGUGAAGCGCUACCAAAGAGUGAAUUCUUCGGUCCCAUUUAUUGAUGUAUCGUAGCAAUCUAACCAAAAACGUCGGUUUUCCGCCUUCUUCGAAACGUUUUCAGUUACAUCAGUAUUUUGACUAUUGAGUCGUAUCCUUAAAACGGUAUUUUUUUCCCGAAAUUCUGUCUAAAACGUCUCCUACUGCCAGACCUGCUCUAGAGUGUAAAGACUACAGUGAGAAACACGAACGGCAUUUCAAUCCUUCCGAAGCUCUUCUAAGCAUAUGUAAACUGUUCACACUGCAAGCCUCUCUUAUUAUAAAAACUUGUAGACAAAUUUGUCGGUUACAAAUUGGCUUCUACACCAAGAACUUUGCUAAGGGUAGGUGGGUGGGGACUCGUCUUGAUGGAGUCUACUACCCCCGUAUGGAAGCCAAAUCGUUAUUAUUCUAUCAGAAGUUAAAUUUUUAGCAGUGUCGGUCUGAAGAUUUGUACUAUAUACUACCACUGUGGGUUAAGAAAUGGGGAACUAUUAAUUUGCCAGUCAGACAUAAGGUACUGUUUUAAAAAGAGGGCCGCCUUUUACAGCGAAUUUAAACCAGAGUAUUUAUCAACUUUUUUCUCCUUCAGGACAUGGACGGUGCUCGGCACGACGUUCUCGUGUCGUUGUAUUUAGACCCCGAGAACAAGGAAGUCGUGUCCAUUUUUUCGAGGCUGUUUCCGGGCCGAGCCAUUACUGACGUCAUGAAGAGUCACAUGGGAAUGGCGGCUGCACGUCAGGCCGAGGCUUCCAUUCGAGAAACAAGUAGUUAUCAGCAACUUUUCCAGCAUGCCUCAGGUACUGUCAUUAAGUAUUCUGUUUUGAUAAAAUUUGGAAAACAAGGGUCUUCUUUUCUCCAUCACCUCUCAAGGCAAUUUUUAUGACCAAGACUAAAAGAAUGUAAAGAAAGAUAUUGUGUAUUGUGAAUAAAGUGUAUAAAGGGUUUCGUUUAUCGUUUGUCUUACGAUUGUCACAUAGAUAUUGAUCGCGACGUGUCGGCCGCGUACUGCAGGUCUUCAUUAGGCGAUAGAGUCGAUUCACUGAGUCGAACUAUUUAUACCGCCGUAGUUGUUAGUGAUUGGUGUAUUACGGACCUCGCUCAUGGUUGGUGGGUUCCGAUCCAAGGCAUUGUUGGCAAUAUUAGAGAACAGUUUCCUCCUCUAAUAUUGCCAACAGUGUCUUGGAUCGAAACCCACCAACCAUGAGCGAAGUUCGUAAUACACCAAUCACUAACAACCACAAGAGCCAAUAACAAGAGCCAUUGGUUCUACUCAGUAAAUCGAUACUAUCGCCUGAUGAAGACCUGCAGUACGCGGUCAAAACGUCGUGAUUGAUAUCUAUGUGACAACCCGGCGUGAGACAAACGAUAAAAGAAACCCUUAUAAGACUCAAAGAAGUCCGAAAAUUUCGCGAAGAGCAAUAAGCAUGGAGGGUGCACGGCUUGCUAAAACGGCGUUCAAGAAGAGAAAGAUCGUAUAUACGCGUGAUUUCCCCCUUUUACGCUACCAGUCUAGCCUCCCACGCAGGCGUUUUUAGGGGAGCUCAUAUUUCGUUGUAGGGAGCGACGAAAUACAAGCUCCCCUAAAAUCGCCUGCGUGGGAGGCUACUGCCAGUUGUAUUGGCUUUGUUUUAACUGAUAAAAACAGUGUGAAAUUGUUUCUCCUUGCACAGACUGUGGCAAAGUAGCAAGGUGAUUGUGAACUGACAAAAAACCUCUUUGAAUCGUACUUUAGAGCGAGCACAUAGAAGUAAACGAAAGUUAGAAAAAAGUAAAACGUUGCAAAAUCUUUGGAACUCCCAGUCAGUAGAAGGCAAGUUAAGUUGUUAUUUCGUGGCUUUGUUUAGGUGCGAAGAAUUCUGAAGCAGCAGCCAAGUUUAGUGGUAAAUCAGUUCUUCCACCGAUUAGAGGUUCCGUGUUUCCUGAAGUGCGCGCAUGCAUGGAGGAACAAGAUUUUCACAUUAGCAUCAUCAAAGGAAAGAAAAAGGUUAGCUGUAUUGAGACAUAUUUUGCCAUACGUUAGCUAUGAUGAAGUUUGAUUUGAUUUGAUUUUAUUUUCAUAUUGACACAAGUAACGGCAAGCACCAAUAAGACUGUGUGGAGAACAAUUCAGAGAGUACUCGGGCGCGCGAGGCCCACUUGAAAUUACUCGCCCGAUUACCCUGAAUUACACGACACGAAGUCCUAUUUCCACGAAUAAAUUGUGUCUAUAACAAAAUGAGAGAAUUUCAUUAUUGGAAUAUUUAUCAACGUAAAUGUACAAAGUUGUUAUUACAUUAUCUUACAGUUUCCAAAGCAAUAAUAUUUCUUACAUCUUUCGGCGAGAUCGGAACAUGGAGGUCCGACUGAUUUUGAUUGGUCAUUACGGGUUAUGUAAUAAGAUUUCAUUGGCUAGUAUCAUUUGCAUCUUGAUUUUCAUUGGCUGUUUAACUGCCCCAUUUGACCUGUUCGAUUACAAGCUCCUGGUUGUCGUAUCGGUCAAAUCGGACAGUUUCGAUGUUAAGCACGAAAUAUGGCUGUUAAGAACCAAUCAGAUUCGAGCAUUUUGUUAUUGCACAAUUAGUAUAGGUAAUAGCAUGAUUAGUGGUGAUAUUUGGCAUAAAUACCACGAGUGAUAUUUCAAAAUUGUUAUACGUAAUUUGAGACAAUUUUCAAAUAUCACGAGUGUUAUUUAUGCCAAAUAUCACGUACAAAUCAUGUUAUUAUUUGUUUAUACUACUACCCGCAAGAGGUUUGUAAUUUUCACAUGUAGUUAUUUCAAAUUAAGCUGAAAUACCACUGCUCUAAGCCAAUCAAAUUGCAGAAAUUUCUCAUGUAGUAGUAUGACGGAUGAAAUGAUGCUCGGAGGAACUGGUGCUCAUUUCGCGAACAGCGGCUAAUAAUCGAGCCUAGGAUGAAAUAGCCUGUCAAUUUUACGUAAUAAAGUUAUUGUGCUUAUUCUACCCUGAAACCUUCACUGUGCCUUGUCAGCCUUUUUUGCUCUAAUCUUUUGAGUCUUUGGUUCUUACAUGUUGUAAUUUUCUGAUUUGAAAUUUGGGAGCUGUUAAUGCUAGAUUUUUUUUGACUUGUUGCGGGCGAAAAGAGAAGCCCGCAAUCCUAAUCUCCAGUUUGUUAUUACGCAUGCGUCUUAUGUAUGUAGCCAGCGUAGCCAGCAUUCGUUUGGACUUCCACGAAGGAUGUGUGGAAUGCACAGAAUGCACUUUGAUCAAGCGCGUUUGGACCCUCUAUCACUCGUGUUUCUUCUGAUCACGCGCGUUUUGACCAUCUUUCACGUGAAACUUGCGCAAAGCACAGCGUUGGAGCAAAAGCGUUUCAGCUGACAUUUUGACCUUCGCUCGUUGUCGCGCACUCCGUAACCUUUGGUUAUUACUAGUAGACAGUUAAAUUUCUUACUACAAAUCAAAACGUUAAACAAGAAGCUGACGUUUGACGAAGGGCCAGCGCUCGAAACUUUCUCGUUAAACAAGAAGGCUUCUUGAUGUUGCUAGUUCUUUUAAAGAAGUUAUCUUCAAAGUAUAGCCACGUUGUAAAUAUCAAGUGGCGUUAUCGCUUCAAGAAAAUUGUUUUAAUUACACUUGUUGUUCUAUUGUAGGCCACCAAAACAGUACAAAGAGCUUUGAGCGCUCGGCAAGAUCUGAGUUUCAAGGGUCCAAGGGUCCAGUCCAACUUCAACAGUUCAUCGGUACACGCGGAAAAAAGGGUAGUAAAGUUUGAUGGCUUGACUGAGAAAAGAGCCAAGGAUCAAAAGGCCUUGGUUCAGCUCGCCUAAUAACCGACCAAGACACUGUAAAACCUACUUUAGAUUGAGUACGUUGCUUCUCAUUUAGGGAUAUCUAAGUGUAACAUCCUAAAAAGACUUUUCUUUGGUACUAGAAGUUUCUCUACUUCUAAGCGGUUACAUCCUUAUUUCAUUGCCAAAAUUCGGAAAACUACAACUUACAGAGAUGAAACACGUAACUUAGAUAUUAACGCUCUUUAUGAACAUUCCUCGUUGGAGAGCUGCGGAAUUAGAAAAUAAAAGGUUUUAGUGAAAAAUGUGUAAAUAUGUAAAAAGAUGCGAAGAACGAAAUGGUAUAUUGUAUUUUUUAUUAUUAUUUGACUUAAAAGUUAAAUAAAG